CCCCCGCUCGGUUGUGUAAGCUCAGUCGCCUUGUUAUGACACAUCCCCAAAUGUGUACGUGUGGGAAAUCAGAUUCCACUCAUCCCUAGAGUAAGUUCUCUGGAAGUUCCUGGACGGGACUCUUGGUACCUCUGGUAUCCCUUUCCUGCACCUGGUCCACCUUCGAGUGAGAAGCAUGGAGGCAGGGGGAUUAGACGUGGCAGCCGGUGCUCCACUGGUAGAGCCAUCGUCCAACCAAGGAGGGAGCAGUGAUGAGAGUGCACAGACUGAAGCUAGCCAGAGCACAGCGGAUAGCCCAAGUGCAAGCAGAAUGAAGAGGCUAUUUGGCUUUGAGAGAGAGGACCUGUCCUCCUGGCAUCGGUUUGUGUGUCUCUUGAAUCGGCCCACCGACCCAGCUUCCCUCGGAAUCUUCCGCUUCUUGUUUGGGAUGGUGAUGGCUAUUGACAUCACGCAGGAGCGAGGCCUGAGCCACCUGGACUACAAGUACCUGGAUGGAGCUCCAGUGUGCCGCUUUCCCCUGUUCAACUUCCUCAAGCCUCUGCCCCUGGACUGGAUGUACUUGGUCUACGUGAUCAUGUUGAUAGGAGCGAUUGGGAUCAUGCUCGGAUGUUUCUAUCGCCUCUCGUGCCUCAUGUUCAUAUCCACCUACUGGUACAUCUUCUUCCUGGACAAGACUGCCUGGAACAACCACUCCUACCUGUACGGCCUCAUUGGCUUCCAGCUCACUCUCAUGGAUGCUAACAGAUACUGGUCAAUUGAUGGACUGUUUAAUUCAAAGAAGAGGAAUGCUGAUGUUCCACUGUGGAACUACACACUCCUUAGAACCCAGAUAUUCUUAGUAUACUUCGUUGCUGGAAUUAAAAAGCUUGAUGCAGACUGGGUGGAGGGAUACUCAAUGGGAUACCUUGCUCACCACUGGCUCUUUGACCCUUUCAAGUAUAUACUCCCAGUCGAACUGGUCAGUCUGCUGGUGAUCCAUGGAGGUGGCUUGGUACUGGACCUCACAGCUGGCUACCUGCUUUUUUUUGACCUCACACGUCCCUAUGCAUUCGUCUUUGUCUCAUAUUUUCACUGCAUGAACUCGCAACUCUUCAGCAUUGGUAUGUUUGCCUACACCAUGUUGGCCACUAGCCCCCUGUUCUGCUACCCUGACUGGCCGAGGCGUUUCUUCGGCCACUUCCCAGAGUUCCUAGAGCCGAUACUGCCCAUCACAUCACCUCCGUCCCAGACCAGUUCCUCGUGCGUCUACUCCAGCCCACCGCCAGUAUCCGCACCCCCACAGGAGGGCGCCAAAGCCCCCUCUAGACCCUCCAGCCCCGGACUGAAGCACAAGCUCUUCGCCAUCUUCACCGUUGUUUAUAUCAUAGAGCAGGUCUGCCUGCCCUACUCUCACUUCAUCACACAGGGAUACAACAACUGGACCAAUGGACUGUAUGGAUACUCAUGGGACAUGAUGGUUCAUUCCCGAUCCCACCAGCAUGUUAAGAUCACUUAUCGAGAUGGAAUCACAGGGGACGUUGGAUACCUUAACCCAGGGGUGUUCACCCAGAGCAAGCGCUGGAAGGACCAUGGGGACAUGCUGAAGCAAUACGCCACCUGCCUCUACCAUCAACUCCCACACUACAACAUCUCAGAACCAGAGCUCUACUUUGACAUCUGGGUGUCCAUCAACGAGCGCUUCCAGCAGAGGAUUUUUGAUCCUCGUGUUAAUAUUGUGAAAGCUGAAUGGUCACCAUUUAAGCCAAAUUCUUGGCUCAUGCCUCUGCUGGUGGACCUGUCGCCUUGGAGGAAGAAGUUUCUGGACAUCGAGGACACCCUCGAUAAUCAGACAGAGAUUGUCUUCAUUGCUGACUUCCCCGGCUUGCACCUGGAGAACUAUGUCAGUGAGGAUCUGGGCAACACCUCGGUGCAGGUGCUGCAGGGGCAGGUGAAUGUGGAGAUUCUGGAGGAAAAGAAAAACUACACUCUGCAGAUGGGCGAACAGAUGAAGCUUCCAGCGGGAGCCUACCACAAGGUCCACACAGUGUCUGAGGGUCCGUCCUGCUACAUGUACAUCUAUGUGAACACCACGGAGACUGCUCUGCAGCAGAACUUCACCAAGCUCUCUGAGCUGCAGGAGCGGAUUCGCAAUGGGACCGAGACCGAGCCCCUGCCGCCGGAGCUUCAGCCCCUCACCAUUGACAACGAGGACGGCCUCGCCGAGAUCAACGCCACUGACCCCAUCGUCCAGCUCUUCCUGAAACGGCAGCGCCGCAUGAAGGAAGUGAGAAAGCGACGCGAGGCCAACGUCAUCGAGAGGCUCAAUCGGUUCGCCGUGAAAAAAUUCUACAUGCUGCGACGUGGGUUCCUGAUGACCUCGAUCGCCUUGCGCAACCUGGCCUUUGGGCUCCCUCCCAUGGAGCAGCUCCAGAGAGAGGUGGAGUACGCCAACAUGAAAGAGCCGGAGGCCCAGCCCAGUCACGAGGAGAACCUGAAGGCCGAGGCGGGUCACGACGAACUCUAAAGCCCCCCUCUCCGACGUCCAAGCAGAACUUUUAUGUGAGCAGAUCAGUGUUACGUACUUGUCUUCGGCUGUUACCGGACUGGUCGUGGGAGUGAGACACUCGGAACAUUCCGAAAGGUUGGAUGGGAAAUUUUUGUUUUUCCAAGAAGCUUGCUUGUAAUUAUUUUUUAUGGAUGACUAUGACUUGUAAUAAUGUGAUGCAUACGGUUGUUUUUUUGUUUGAGAUGGAACACGUUACAGAAAGCUGAAGCUUUAGAUUUUUUUUUUCCCCUAAAUGAUAUGCUGUGCAAGCAUAAAAGAACUUGAGCUGGACAGUAUGGUCAGUGCCUUUUAAUCAUGGAAGAUAUGAGAAGAGGGAGACCCUCGGUCUGUGUCUGGGUGGGAAGAAACUGUAAAGCAUGUAAACAUUUAUGGGUUUGACCAUUUCACAAGAUGCUGUUUGGAUUUGGAUAGCAUGCAAGUAAUCCAGAGCGGUCCCAUGUGUAGUCAUGUAUACUUUAGCAUUCCGCAAGGUAAUUGAACUGUUAAAAAAAAAAAAAAAAAGUUAUGUUCAAGCAGAAUAUGAACUGGCUUAGUGACUGGCUUGCACUAUUCUGAUGUUAUUUGCCUGGAAAGACAAUAGACACUGUUGAUUUUAUGGACCUACAGUAUGCUUGUCUUCUCAUUGAAAGUCUGGACAGUGGACCAAGUAUAUUAAUGUGACAUUUUAACAAAGAUUUUCAGGGGGACGAUUUAUUGCCCAGAUUAAAGCAAAGGAACAAACAUUA
Molecule: messenger RNA, 3270 nt
Organism: Sardina pilchardus (European sardine)
Lineage: Eukaryota; Metazoa; Chordata; Actinopteri; Clupeiformes; Clupeidae
Gene: ggcx
Product: gamma-glutamyl carboxylase
Exons: 15
Coding region: 176-2503 (775 amino acids)
Biological process (GO): peptidyl-glutamic acid carboxylation
Molecular function (GO): vitamin binding; gamma-glutamyl carboxylase activity
Source: RefSeq, a predicted model, not a curated record